Messenger RNA from Amorphotheca resinae ATCC 22711, 380 nucleotides. RefSeq lists its product as hypothetical. The record is from RefSeq and is a predicted model, not a curated record. Lineage: Eukaryota; Fungi; Ascomycota; Leotiomycetes; Helotiales; Amorphothecaceae. The transcript has a single exon. The coding region runs from base 35 to 370 and encodes 111 amino acids.
CGGGCCCGCGGCUGGUCUUCUGGCAGCACACACAAUGUUCCCAGACUCCAACUGGCUCGUGUUGGGAUGUGAUUAUCCUCUCUUGCCACCUACAGCAUUACAGCAACUUGUUCUCGAGUACUCAUCACCUAUCACUUGUUUUCUGAACAAGGAUGGAUUUGCGGAGCCGUUGCUGGCAAUAUGGAGUCCAGAGGCGCUGCAGCAGCUGAAAGAGAAUGCUGCACAGGGAAUGAAUGGGAUGAGUAACGUGAUCAAGCAAGUUAAUGGGAAGAUGAUUCCACCUUUGCGCCAGGAGUGGAUCAUGGGUGCGAAGACCAAGGAAGAGUGGGAGGAGGCAAUGAAGAUUGUGGAAUCAAGGAAUCUACGUUAAAAUUCUCGUC